AGCGGAUCUCACACACAUGUGAUCUGAUGAAACCCUGCAGAUCAGAUCAAAGCCUUCAGAGAUCCUGCGCUUAAAAUCCAUGGGGGGUGGGGGGUAUAAGAGCGCUAGUGGCUGAGAGGAGGAUCACACACACAGACACACAGACACACACAGAGAGAGAGAGAGAGAGAGAGAGAGAGAGAGAGAGAGAGAGAGAGAGAGAGAGAGAGAGAGAGAGAGAGAGAGAGAGAGAGAGAGAGAGAGAGACUGACUGACUGUUGGAGCGCACAGAAGUGGACGCGGUACUGAAGCUCGUGGCUUUAAGAUGAGCUUCGGCGUGGUGGUGAUCUCGGCUGGUUUAUUGGGACUGCUCAGUUUCACUCUGCUCGCCGUGGCUGUGGGCACCGAGUACUGGUACAUAAUAGACGUGGACCAAGUGAUCAACUCCAGCUGGCACUUCGCGAGUUCGCACUCGGGGUUGUGGAGGAUCUACGAAGGAAAUAAUGGCAGUUUUCAUGACAUCUCCUUCUACAUGGAUACUUCUGAGUUCAAUGAGCAGGAAAAAUACCUCUUAAAUCUGCACAGGGUAAUUGUCAUCUUGCUACCUAUCAGCUUGGUGCUGCUGAUUUUUGGAGGCAUCUUCGGCCUGGUCGGUUCUCUUGCCCGCAGUUAUACAAUCCUCACUGGUGUGGCUGUGUACUUCCUCAACUGCAGCCACUUUACACUCACUGGUGUGUGCAUCUACGUCAGCUACUCUCAGCAGGCCUUGGAAGAGCUGCAGCAGCUGGUGAGCUCUGAAUUGCUCGCCCACAUACACAUGUACUUCGGCUGGUCCCUGGCCUCAGCUUGUCUCUCUUAUACACUCGAGGUGGCCUGUGGCGUCCUGCUCAUACUCGCAGCUCGUCUUGCUUAUCGUGAGCUACACCAUGAAUCUACCACUGCUUUCGCCAUGUCCUAGAGACACUACAGAGGAAGUGUAUUUAAUUUACCACUGUGUUUGAGGCAGGCUUUCUUACAAGAACCUGACUUCAGGUGGAGGCAAACAAAAAGUCACAUAUCAAAAAUCAUGUAUUUAUUUAUGGGAACUGAUUUGAAUUUAAUUUGAUUUGAGUGUUAACAUGUAUUCAUAUCUCAAAAUAUUUAGGAGUGAAUUUGUUAGUUUUAAAAAUGCAACGAAUCUUGAAGCUACUCAAUGUUAGAGAUUUGGGGAUUAAUGGUAGAAAAAAAGUAUUUCAGGCUGUAUACAAAAAGAGCGUAUUUGAAUGUAGAUUAUGAUGCACUGCAUGGAUUAAUCUCAAAGCUGUGAAUGCCAAAUCAAUACACAUUCAGAGAGAAUAAAAGGCGGUGUCUGCAUUUUACACACUAAAUAACAUAUACAGUAUAAUGACACUACUGGUGUACUGGCAUUCUGUGUUGUAGUGUUGUAUAAUGUUUGGGUCAUGGCCCAAGUUUUCAUGAUUCUGAAGGUAUUAUCUACUACUGUCAUCAUCCAUCUCCUCAGUAUUAUUGAAGUGUUAUAGUAAUACCCAAAUUGCAUUAUACUAUCCCAUUUACACACUGCAAGAGCAAAAUCUUUUAAUUUAAACCAGAGCUUGUCUUUUAGUCAGUGUUAGUCAGCUAGCUCACUCUGUAUGGAGCUUGGAUGCGGAUAAAAGUAUCUAAAUUUGAACUUCAAAACCUUCAAAAGUGAAAUCUCGAAGAUACAGAGUAAAUUAGGCCAAAUGUGAUGCUCUCAAUGAUGCUCUCGUAGGAAUAGAAGACACUUUCAGAGAAAGUAACCCUGUUCCCUGAGAAUAUUUCUGUUCCCGGUUACAUUUCAAAUGGAACUCCACAUUGCGUUAGCACAAUGCUGUGGAAACGAGAAUACCCCCUCCGUCAUACCAAGGGUAUGGCCUGUUCAAAAAGCCCCAAGCCCAAGGGUUACUGCAAGACACUCGAGCCCGGGGCGGAAUGAAUAUCCAGGCUGUAAUAUCGAAUAAGUGUGUGUGGCAUAGACCACCCUGCAGCAGCACACGCAUCUUGUAAGAUACCCCUUUGGACAAAGCCUUCGAGGAGGCGACAGCCCAGUGGAAUGAAUCUUUAUGCCCAGAGGUGUAGCGGGACCGCGCGCCUCAUAAGCGAUAGAGAUUUCUUCCACUAUCCAAUUACAGAUGCGCUGCUUCGACACAGCAUCACCUCUACUGUCGCCACCAAAGAAGACCAGCAGCUGCUCCGACUUAUGUGGCCAGAAUCUAUGAGCUGGUGCCCCUUGGGGGCCAGACCCACAGUUUCCAUAGUUCCCACCGAGGGUGAUAAAUCAGCCCUCCGGCUUGAGACAUAGAUCCCCGUGGAUGGGAAUCUACCAAGGAGUGCCAUCUAGCACGGAUACUAUCUCUGACAACCAUAUUCGAGCUGGCCAGUAAGGUGCUACUAGUAGCAGACAUGGACGGUCUUGGCGAACUCUUGCUAGAACUUGUGGGAGCAGAGCGAUCGGGGGAAAGCAUAUAGAGGCGACCUCAGCCACAUGUGCACCAUGGCGUCCAGCCCUAAUGGUGUGGGAGGAGUUAGGGUAAACCACAGCGGGCAGUGUAUUUUCUCCACUGAGUUGAACAAAUCCACUUCCACUUGGACGAACCUCUGCUAUAUGGACUCCACAGCCUCCAACCCCUGGGCCUCAGCGCCUGUCUCGACAGAAUGUCUGCCCCUACAUUGCAGCUGCCCGGAAUGUACAUUGCACUCAUUGACAAUAUCCUUCCCAAUGCCCAGAGAAGAAUUAGUUGCACCUGCCUGAACAGGGGGUGUGAACGUAACCCUCCCUGGUGGUUCAUAUAUGAGACCGCCGCUGUGUUGCCUGUCACAACCAACACAUGGUGACCUCUUAAUUGAGGAAGAAAGAACUUGAGUGCUAGAAAUAUGGCCCGCAUCUCUAGGCGAUUUAUAUGCCAUUCCAGAUGAGGGCCGCUCCAAAGACCGUAAACUGGACAGCCAUCUAAGACUGCACCCCAGCUUGUGAGGGAGGCAUCUGUCAUUACUGUCUUGCGAUAAGGAGAUGCCUCUAAACUGUGACCCGAGGCUAUAAACUGGGGACACCUCCAAAUACUCAGAGCGAGUAGGAGAUCUGUAAGCUCUCUCUAUUGCCCCUUCCUCCCUUGACUUUGCCCCUGGAUUAGCCAAGGCCCUCCUAUAUCAUAGACUGGAUUAUUUUCCUAAGAGCCUAUGCCCAGCCCGUAGUGUUGCAGGCGUUCUGCCUUAUUCCAUUCCUUACACCAGAACAAGAAGGAUUGCACCUACUGUGUACAGUAAGGGCUCUUGGUACUUAUGUCCACUGCUCAGGCCAGUAGCGUAAGUCAGAGCAGUUGCUGUCGUGCUUGGCAGUGACAGUUGAGGUGAUGCUGUGUCAAAACAGCGCAUCUCUAAUUAGAUAGUGAAAGCAAUAUCUAUUGCUUAUGAGCUGUGCGUUCUCACUAUCCCUUUGGGCAUAAGGGUUCAUUCCACUGGGGGGGUCGCCUACCUCAAUGUGCAAAAUAUCACAUCACCUGACCAUGGAAAACCAAUAAAUUGGCGUGAUUUUACACAGACUUCAGAUACCGGUGAUGUGCGUAGGCAUUCCCAGACUGUAAAAUUCACUCAACCUCUCGUUCCCUUCUCAGGGUACAGGCUUACAUACGUUGCCUAGAUGUUUCACUGUAGAAAAGUAGCUGUUUGAUUAAAAACUUUUUAAAUUUUAUUUCACCACUCUGAAACUGUAUACGUUUCUCUGGGCAUCCCAGCUGCUUCACCUUUGGCCUAAUCUGCAUAAAAUCUGUAUUUUUGAGAUUUGAAAUUUGUAUUUAGCUUUCUUUUCUCUUUUUUUUUUAUUUAGAAAUUGCAAACCAUAAUUUAAAUACACCACAGGAAAAAAAAAUUAUGUUGUGUGUGUGUGUGUAUAAUUUAAAUAUACAAAUUUAUUAUUGAUCCUCCAAUACUUUUGUCAGCUUCUAACCUCUGGCUCUUCUGCUGUGUAGCUAUGGAAUCAAAGCACAGCACAAAACCAAUAGAAAAAGACAUGUUAUUCUCGAAGGAGAAAGGGUUGCACUACUUUAUCUCAGCAUGCUGUUCACCUCAGGGUCUCUGUGUGCGUUUACUUGCUCUCCCUGAGGCUGAUGAUAGCAAGCUAUACAGUGUUGGGAGCAAAACGCCUGCACACUCCUGGUGUUUGUGGUUUUAAUUAUUCAUUCUGUAUUCGCUAUGUAUUUUGUUAUCUGAUCAGUGUGUUUUAUUGUCCUAUCCUGUCUGUGUUCUCAAGCCUGGCUUCUAGCUAACUGCUAGCUCACUAUUGGCUCUGUGUAAAGCUGGACCUAUUGAAAAUGGUGUAUGAUGUAUGUGUCUGAAAGCUCCUGCCAAAUCCUACAGCUCUGACUGUGAAUUACUAUGUAUACAGGACUGCCAGGGCUCACAGCAGCUCAGGAACUCCAUGUUUGGGCUAUAUAUUUUAUUUCUUCACCGAAUUAAUAUUGUUGGGGGGGUUUUUUGGUUGUUGUUGUUGUUGUUGUUGUUGUUGUUGUUGUUUUGUCUGUUUGGUUUUUCUUUUUUUUCUUUUCUUUUUUUUUUUUUUACAAAAAAGCAUAUGCAAGUCACCUUUGAAAAUUAAUUUUCCUUAUUUGAUGGAACACAGAAGUAGCUCUACCUUAUCAAAGAAAUGUGAUUUAUAUGAAUGUAAAACCCUUGUGUUAAAUAACAAUUACAUUUUGAUCAUCCAGCACUACAUGAAUAAACUGUCUAAAAAUAUAGAAAAAGAUGCUUGUGUCCAGAGUCAUUGAAUACUAUGUUAUCAUGCUUGUGUGUCUAUCUAUAAUUGGUCAAAAACAUUUUAUUAAGAGCUGUAUUAUGGAUGCUUGAACACAUGUUCUUGUUGGUGUCUCUUAGAGGAUGACUAAUUAGGGUAUAAUUAAGUACACUUCUUUAUUGUAGCAAUAAAUGAACAAAAUAACCUGACAAACAUGCUUAUCAUCGAGGCAGUUAGGUCUUACAGGAUUCUUGAAAUAACAUUCCUUUUGGCUCUUUGAAAGUAUUGACAAAGAGCAAUGGUUUGUGUUGAUACAUGUCUGUUUUUCUUUUGUUUCUUUGGGGGGGGUUGUUUGUUUUUUUUGUUUUUUUUACUGUGGCUUCAUUUCUUUGUGUGCCAAAUAUUUUGCUUACAUGAAAUUCUGUGUAAAAUUAGGAUCCCACCAAUGAGCAUUUUGCCUUAUUGCAUACAGUGUAGAACAGUACUCAAACAUUAGCUUAUUAUUACUUUGGUAAAUAUAUAUGCUGUUACAUUCAUUAUGUUCGUUCAUUCAUUCUGUUUUGUAAAUAUGGUUAUAGUUUGUUUCAUAUUAGUGUUUGCAGCAUUAUGGUCAAUUUAAAAACACAGAAGAAUUAAAAAAAACAUAUAUAUGUGCCAGAAAUUUCUAAUUAAGUAGUUUCAUGCAAAGAUCCCACAGAAGGUGAUGAGCAGUACAUUAGCAACUUUAGUGUUUACCAUCCUUUACACUGUAUAUGGAUAAAUAACACUACUUAAUAUAACACACUCUAAUU
Molecule: messenger RNA, 5514 nt
Organism: Ictalurus punctatus (channel catfish)
Lineage: Eukaryota; Metazoa; Chordata; Actinopteri; Siluriformes; Ictaluridae
Product: transmembrane protein 235
Exons: 4
Coding region: 305-937 (210 amino acids)
Cellular component (GO): apical plasma membrane
Source: RefSeq, a predicted model, not a curated record